Messenger RNA from Trypanosoma grayi, 3180 nucleotides. RefSeq names its product Importin-beta, N-terminal domain-containing protein. The transcript has a single exon. Gene Ontology annotation, biological process: protein export from nucleus. Gene Ontology annotation, molecular function: nuclear export signal receptor activity. Gene Ontology annotation, cellular component: nuclear pore; cytoplasm. Lineage: Eukaryota; Euglenozoa; Kinetoplastea; Trypanosomatida; Trypanosomatidae. Bases 1 to 3180 code for a protein of 1059 amino acids. The record is from RefSeq and is a predicted model, not a curated record.
AUGAUCAACAGGCUUGUAACCGUCGAAGGAGUGGAGCAAUUCUCAGCUUUGUUGUACAAUGGGGACAAGGCCGCGCUGCAGGUCGCUACCGAGUUCGGAUGGAUGGGAAUGGCUAGUGCGAUGGGGCCGGUGCUGAUGCAAAAUGUAAUGCAGCAAUCCUCCUCUCAGUAUUCUAUCUUCUUUGUCUCCCAAGCCCUGCGUCAUUUGGUCGACUCCCACCUUGGGCCAGAGGAUCUUGUGGCACUUGAGGUGUUUCUGAGUUCGGUGAUUGUACAGCGGCACGCGUCCCUAAGCUCCCUCAGCGUAGAUGCUUUGACUCGUCUGUUGUGUGCAGUGGUGAAGCAAGGUUUCUGCGAUGCUCCCGAGCUUCAGGGAUUCCCUGCCAAGGUGACGGCAGCGUUGGUGGCGGAAUCGGGCGACUUUUCCGACGAGCACAUUUCCUUGUCGUGCUCCAUUCUUGUCUGCCUAAUUGACGAGAUGGAGAAUGCGGGAAAUGUGGUGCGGAGCAUUGCUACUCACAAGCGAGUGAUCACUAGUUUCCGCAAUGAUUGUCUCUUACUUGUGUUUCGAGCUGCGUCACACUGCCUCCAGCGGCUUCAUCGCACACAUGAUAGAGCCAAUUACAGUGUCGUAUUGUUGAUACAGAGAGUCCUCCAGUUCGACUUCGCCUGCUCCAUGGAUGAAGCAACAGAGGAUGUGAUGACGCGGGAAUAUCCCCAGGAGUGGGCCAACGAUCUUAUUGAUCAGGGGUUGUUUUCGCGGCUGUGGGAGUUAUACAGCGCCACAGGAAGCGACCCUCAAUUCUACAGGGCCGUCUUGGAAACUUUGACACCACUUGUUUCGCUGAAGCCGUCACUGUACCUCUCUCAAGAGCAACACACCGGGUGGAUGGUGUCAAUACUUUCAGCCACGCUGUCGAUCAUGGAGUCCCGUCUUCAUUUGGAAGAGGCAUCAGUUUUGCGUGGUUUCUGUCGAUUGCUAAAUCGUGUGAAACCGAAUUUUACCAUUGAGGAGUUACGAAAGGCUCCGUGCUAUGAGCGGUGGGUUCGGGAGGUCGCCGAAUUCACCAAGUUGUGCUUCCACAACUGGCGCCACGCCCGCCAGGCGUUUCUCUCACUGACAUCCAUUUGGGCCAAGCUAGUUGGCUCCCAAUCGUACUGCAAAAAUGGACAUACACUCUUUGAAGUGCUCGCACCCGAUGUCUGCAUCUCGUACAUACUGUCGAACCAAGAGCAGGCGGUGCGCUUCGUUAUGGAAGGGGAGACGGCUUGGUUUGAGGAGUACAUUCUUGACAUCGAUGCCGAAGCGGUGUCAAUGGAAUUUGACUUUGCGUCGCAGCUUCUACGCUUCUGUGGUGAGAAGGCGGAAGAAUACCUUCUCCAAGAGGUUUGCUCGUCGCUCGCUCUACUUGAAGCACCGGAAGCUAUGACGGCAUCUCAGCUGUCGUGUAUGUGCGAGAGAUUGGCAUGCAUUGUAAGAUUUGCCGGUUCAUGGCUCAGCGCAUACCGCUACAGUCGCAACGCGCGGACACUGGACUCUGCUGUGUUGCGCGCCUGCGUUGACGUUGUCCAGCGGAGUUGCCAAUUUUCAUUCACGCGCUCCGUGCCGCAAGCUAUCUGCCGCCACUUUCACAAGUCCCUUCUCACGUUCCUACGUGUUGCGUGGCAAAUUAUUUUGUUGGAUAGAGUAGACGAGGCGAGGAAACUGCGAGAGUCUAUCCGGAUAUCUCUUUCCCUGGCCAAUCAAGAUGCACUUGGGCAAUUUCUACUGCGUCUUGUUGUGGACGAGGUCAUGGAGUGUGUUCACUGUUGCACCGAUGAUGCGGCGAUUGAGGCACUUGGUCUCCUGAGUGAGAUGGCACAGUCACCUUCGACAGCUGCUUUUUUAAAGGCAUUGCCACAAUUUGAUGAUCGUUUAGUGCUUGACGUUGGAAAGGUGAGGGCGUCUGAGGACAUUGCCGUAUUCUAUCGAGUACGGUAUCAUCUUUCACGAAUCCGGGCUCAGGUUCACUUCAUGUGUUCUGGUUCGGAAUCCUCAUGGAGUGAUCGCGUACUACCCCUGGUUGGGGAGCUGCAGAAAAAUCUGAAGGAAGGCAUGAUCCCUGUUGAUAUCCGUUGUGACCCCCUUACAGCUGUUGUCUGUUCUUGGCGGGGUGUCUUCCACGCAUGUGUGGGACAGAACGAGUACAAGGUAUUGCUUCGGCACAUCUCUCCUAGUCUACCUCUCCUGACGCAAGAGCUUCAAAGACGGUCAGGUACUGUGUGCGGCGUCCAGAUAUUACGCCUGAUUCACGAAAUCACUGAAAACCGCUACCGUCGUGUAAACUUUGGUCCUAACGGUGUGGAGGGUUACCAUCUUUUUCGUUACGUCUGUGGCUCUAUGGAUGCGGCAGUGCAUUUAGUUAUGGGGGCAUUGGAGUCUGGUGACUUGCGACUCGAGGAAUGGGGUAUCAAAUGUCUUCGAAUUAUGCUUCGUACAGGCCGCAAUAUUCUUACUGGUGGCUACUGCAACUUGGGAGUGCUCCGUCUCUACGAAGACCCAGCGCUGAUGACAUGCUUGGCAUCCCUCUGGCAAGCUAUAAUGGUGGUGGAUCGCACCCGUCUGUGCCAUUAUGAGAAACUGGCCCAAGCCUACCUCACGCUCCUGGGUGAUCUCUUUAAAGAUUUUCAUUUAUGGUUUCUUAGUGAGGUACCGACAACCAAUCUUCUUCACAUCAUUCAACUACUGGAGUCUUCUCUUGGAUAUUACAUCUCAAAUGCGAUUCCUCUUGUUUCACUUACCGUUGAAGCCCUGGGAGCGUUUACGAGUAUAUUGUGUCACACAGAGGGUGAAGACGCAAGAUGCUGUGAGCUCAUUCGCGCCUCCCUUCUUCAAGGUGACCAGGGAAUUAUCUCCCGUCUGCUACGAUUGAUGCUCGACGUCAUCGUGUCGAAGAAGUGCUCAUCGUCCGUGACUGAAACCCCCUUGCGAAACUUGAUAGCACUGGAUGAGAACUCCUUUGCGCAGUUGGCAACCGUGUUUGCCGGCUUUGCAGCGGUAACGGGGAAGGAAGCUGAGGUCAGAGCUGCUUUUGCGCUCUUGGCGUCAAGUGCUGGAGAUUUUGUUCAUAAGGGCAACAACAACUUGUUUGCAAAGGAGUUUCAAUACUUUUCCACGAUCAUAACAAGCUGUCUUUGUUGA